UCCAAAAAGGCAGCUAAGCCAGCCAAAAAGGAGACUCCCUAUCAGAGAAAAAUGCAUUUACUUCAAAAAGCUUAUUUCUAUUUAAAUCAGAAUAAGCAAGUAGGGAAUAUUCUGAAAACCCACCUUGAUUUUGCAGCCCAAGAGAUGAUUCAAGAAGUCAACCUGCAAAACUCAGCUGAAACAAAGAUUGACAUGAACAACAUCAUGAAAUUUGGAGAAACUAUAAAGAUGAAUAAUCUUUUCCCUGAUGAGACCUCCCAGAGUUAUGACUUGAUGAAGAAUUAUGAGCGGAUCAAGACUCUUCACAAAGAAUAUGGGUUAUAAUCAAGAACAAAAAUCGUCAGAAAAUAUUAGAGAUAUCAACUAAUGAAGAUAAGUUUGAUGUUCCACUAGAAAUGAGAGAAAAGGAUUUCAUUGAAUACAGAAAACUCCAGGCUGAAGAGAAUUGUCUCAAAUAUGUCAUGGACAGAGAUGGCAAAAUUGAAAAUAGCCAUAAAAGUAAUAUGGAUCAUACAGAACUUGCUCGGGAGAUUAUAGAGCCGAGGUUCAAGAUGUUCAUAGAGCAUUGUAAGAUAAACCACCUUAAGACAUUCAAGGAUAACAUUAAUAUGUUUAACACCCACUAAAUCCCUCAGGAUAGCUCGAAAGUCUAUGAACCCCCAUAACUAAAAAGAUGUAAAUUUAAAGUUUU
Molecule: messenger RNA, 691 nt
Organism: Moneuplotes crassus
Lineage: Eukaryota; Ciliophora; Spirotrichea; Euplotida; Euplotidae
Source: the annotation of a GenBank genome assembly